Messenger RNA from Oppia nitens, 862 nucleotides. Its product is annotated as C-type lectin domain family 4 member E-like. The record is from RefSeq and is a predicted model, not a curated record. Lineage: Eukaryota; Metazoa; Arthropoda; Arachnida; Sarcoptiformes; Oppiidae. The transcript is spliced from 3 exons. The coding region runs from base 19 to 825 and encodes 268 amino acids.
AUAAAGUAAUCUUAAAAAAUGUAUAGAUAUAUCAUAAUAAUAGCUAUAUUUACCUUAUCUAUUGGUGCCGUACUGGCCCAGCGUAAGCCUGAUAUUAAUAAAGCCGAAACAUUGUAUGCUUCAUCCCUGUUCCGUAUGAACCAAGUGCUCGAAGGUAUUCCCUAUUUGCAUGUCGUUGAAAAUGUGUCGUCGGUAUCGACAUGUCUACUGAAUUGUAUGAAACGCAAACCCGAUUGUAAAUCAUUUAAUUGGGGUAACGGCACCUGUAUGUUGAUGUCAGACUCGAUUUGCUUCAACGAAACCCUAUUGUUGACCCGUAAAGAGGGUUAUGCCUAUUAUGAUAUCAUGGAUGCACCCGAUUCGGAGAAAAAACAUUUAAAGGAUGGAUACUGUCGUCUAUUUGGAAAAUGUUCCGCAAAAUGCUAUCCUCGCUCACCUCACUUAUCGGACACACCUAUGAUAAAAAGUGAGGCCAAAAAGUACUGCGAAUCGCUGGGCCGGACACUACCGAUGCCGACAAAUCUGGACGAACAGAGAUUUUUUGAGGCCUUUGCCCGAAAACGUCUGGCGGAACAGCCAGACUUGAGAACCGGUAAAGACACUAAAUUCUGGAUGGGUAUAAGCGAUGAGCUUAUGGAGGAAAGUUGGAUGUAUGACGACGAGAACCCAGUUUCCGAUAAGUUCUCGGCCUGGGCUACGGGUCAGCCCGAUAACGGUGGAGCCUAUGCUAACAGUGGCGAAAAUUGUGGCGCUAUUUCAGAGAAGGCAGAGUUCAAGUGGGCGGACGUUAACUGCAAUUUGAAAAUUAGAUUUUUUUGCGCUUAAAAAUCUGCAUUUUUUAAUUAAUAUAUUAUUAAUAUUA